Messenger RNA from Cyprinodon variegatus (sheepshead minnow), 297 nucleotides. The record is from the annotation of a RefSeq genome assembly. NCBI's taxonomy places the organism in Eukaryota, Metazoa, Chordata, Actinopteri, Cyprinodontiformes, Cyprinodontidae.
AUGACUCCAGCACACUUCGCAUUUUCCUCCACCUUUAUGUUGGGCUUAGCAGGCCUCGCCUUCCACCGAACACACCUCCUUUCCGCCCUUCUCUGUCUUGAAGGCAUAAUGCUCUCUCUGUUUAUUGCCCUAGCCCUCUGAACCCUCCAGCUCGACUCAACAAACUUUGCAUCUUCCCCUAUAAUCCUCCUGGCCUUUUCGGCCUGUGAGGCGAGUGCAGGUCUUGCUCUUCUAGUAGCUACUGCACGUACACACGGCACUGACCGACUCCAAAGCCUUAACCUUCUACAAUGCUAA